CAUUUCACUUAUUUUAUUGUGCCUCGAGGCUACAGAACAAGUUUUCUGUUUGUUUUCAUAACGAAUCCUCUUUUGUAUCGGCCUCUCGUCUCUUGCUCUAAAUUAAGCACAAUUUAGUUGUUUCCUUGUAAAUGUUUAUCUUUCACCUCGUAAACUGAGUAAUAAUAUAAAUAAAAAUCGCUUUGUGGCAUUUUUUGACCAUUUGAUAAGAGUGAGAGAGAAAUGAAUACCCUUUUGUUUUUGUCUCUUUUUGUGUCCAAGUUAAAGGAGAUUGCUGAAAACGAUAAACAAUGAAUGAGUCAUAUUGUGUGCGGGUGCACUUUGAAAUUGGUCAUGAAGCAACGUUGAGGAACAAGAAAACCCCAAACGGUUUCACCCAUGACUGGGAAGUAUUUGUACGCGGCGUAGAUGGGGCUGAUAUACACCACUUCGUCGAUAAAGUUGUGUUUCAUCUACACAACACAUUUUCAAAGCCGACAAGAACAUUUAAAGAACCACCUUAUUCUCUCAAAGAAUCUGGAUAUGCUGGAUUUAGCUUACCGAUUGAUAUUUACCUUAAAACUAAAGAUGAGAAUAGGAAGCUUACUUUUUACUACGAAUUGACAAUCCGAGCAAAUGGAACCAUUUCAAACGUCACCAGGCACAAAACGGACUUCCCAAAUCCUUCAGAGGAGUUUAGAAGGAAACUUAUCCGUGGCGGUGGUAUUGGAAUAGGAAACGAUGGACUAGCGGCAAUUGCUGAAAAACCUCAUAACACAUCAAAUAGUCAUUUAGAUGAUUUAAAAUCAUCACCACAUUCUUCCUCAAAGAUUAAAUUAAACAAUAAUGUGGACCAACCAAAGAAACAUAAACCAAAGGACGUUACAAAACCUGAAGAAGUCCUAUGCAAUAAUUCAUUUGCUGCACUUUUUGGACCACCAAUUAAAACAGGGAAACACUCACCUAAUUCCAAACAACCUUCUAAACUAAGUUCAGAGUCCAAAUUAAUGUAUGAAAAUAAGGUCAAAGACUCAAGCUCUAAAUCUACCAAGCAUAGCCCUCACAAAGACAAAGACAGGGAAAAAGAUAGUUCCAAAGGGAGUAAGAGAGAUAAAGAUGCCGAAAAGAUGAAAGAAAAGGAGAAGAGUAAAGACAAAGAUAGCCACAAAGAGAAAGAGAGAAAACCCAUUAAAAAAUCGAUAUCUCCUUUGCCACCUGUUCUUAAAGAAAUAAAGAAAGAAGAGUCUAAGAAACUGGAUGAUAGGGAAAAGGAAAAAUCUUCUAAAACCGACAGUAUAAAGUCAGAUAAAAAGCAUAAGGAUAAGAAAAAUCGGGAGGAUAGGGAUAGAAAGAGAGAAGAUAAACACAAAGAACAUGAAAAGAAAGAAUUGAAAGAGAAAGAAUUUGUUGAAAGGGAGAAAAUAGAGAAGAAAUUAGAACCCGUUCCUGUCCCUCCUGCUCCUGCUCCUCCUCCUCCUCCCCCUCCUCCUCCUACCCCAUCCAUACCCAUAAGAGAGCCUAAAGAAAUUAAAGAACCAAAAGAAUCUAAAUACAGAGAUAAAAGCAACGAAAAAGAAGAUAAGAAAAUUAAACACAAGAAAGACAAAGAAAGGCAACACGAGUUAAUAAAACAAGAAAAAUCAAAACAUAAACACAAAAAGAAAGACAAACAUAAAAAAGAAGAAGAAAAGAGUCGAAUUAAAAAAGAGAAAAUGGACAAACAAUCUCCAGAAGUCUUAAUACCUAAAAUUCCCAAGCCAAAGACUCCUCCUAGAGAAAGAUCUCCUAGCCCACCAAAAAAUAAAGCUGGUGUCAACCCUUUAAACAUGCUUUUUCAAGAACUAUCUGAUAAAGAUUCAGACUCUGAUUUCUCAGGUAGCAUGGAUGAAGACAAAACGGAACCUCCAAAGCAAAAACUUGAGGAGAAAAAAUUUGAACUGAAAGAAGAGAAAAAGGAGAAGAAAGAUAAGAAAAAAUCUAAAGACAAAGAGAAAGAAGGUAAGAAAAGAAAGAGGAAGUCCAAAGACAAGGAGGAUCAACCGAGUGAGAAAGUAGUCAAAGUUGAACCAAAAGAAGAGAAGAUCGAGAGGUCGCCAUUGCUCCGAAAUGAAGAAAUUGAAAGGUCACCUUCGCCCGACAGUAUUUUCACUGAUGCGUACGUCACCCAACUCAAGGAUCUUCAACACAAAAUUAUGACGUUGCAGGACAAUGCUGAUCUGCAAAAAGUGGUUCAAGUCAUCUCAGAAACAGGUAGAUUUGAAAUAACCCAAAGGACUUUUGACUUUGACUUGUGUGCAUUAGACAAAAGUACUGUAAAAAGAUUGCAGGACAUGUUUAUCGCAGCAAGUUGAUAAUAGUUUUAUUUUAUCUUUUGAAUUUUAUAUACAUAUGUAUAUACAUAUAUAUAUGUGUGUACUGUAUAUUUUUUACCAUUUUAAAUUAAAAUUCUUUCACUUUUAGUUCUUUUGCUCAACAAAUUUUCUGGCCUGGUUAGAGUAUUUAUUCAUCCAAUUGUUUAUUAUCAUUUUAUUUAAUUAUUUUUAAUAAACUAGACUGAAAAAUUUACUUGUUAAAAUAUUUGAGAAAAAAAGAAAAUUAAAAAAUGGAAAAAAUUGCAAUCCCAAGUUCCUAAAAAUGAAUCUUAUAGCUACCACUCUAGAAUAUAAAAUUUGAUUAAUUAUACAGUAUAACAGUAUUACAAUCAAACUAAUCAUAAAAAAAUUCCCAAUAUUAUGAAUGCUAUUGGGUUUAAACUAGAAAAUAUGUAUUACUUUAUAGUCCAGAAAAUUUAUAAAAUUAGAUUGUACCUCAGUUUAUUAAAUAAUUGAUAUUUAAUCUAUUUUACAAUUUGUUUAAUAGCACAUUUAUUAAGAAAUUAAAUUUGAUGAUUACUAUUGAUACAUAUUAAUUAUAUUUUGUGUUAAAUCUGUAAUGUUAAUGACGGAAUUAAUUUUAUUUUGAACAUGAAAAACUUUUCUGUAUAUUAAUAUCAAUUUAUAUUUUGUUGAAAAUGUCUAGCCCUUAUAAAACUAUUGAUUGGAUUAUUAAUUUGCUUGUAUUAAUCGAAAAAAUUCUUUCUAAUCUGUUAAUAUUUCACAUAAAUUGAAAAUGUCCAGAAACUUGACUUGAGAAAAUGUUAUCAGGAAGUAGGAGUAUUCAAAUUUAUUUACAAACUUCUAAAAAUAUUUGACUUUUUAUUUCAAGUCACUGAUUUUUUGUUUUGUUGUUGUUUACAAGCAUAAUUUAGAUUCUUAGUUGAUAGUAAUGGUUUCAACAUGAAAUUCGGUAUUUAUAAAAAUGUAAUUAAAAAGCAAAACAAAAUUACAUUGCUGUGUUUGUGUAAUAUAUGGUAAAAAAGGGGCGUUUGUAUUUUUUAAACUGGAGUAUUGCCAAUCAUACAGCAAACUUUUAUAAGCCGUCAUAUAAGUUGUAACUGCGAAACAGAAAAAAAACCUCAAUAUUGCCUCUUAAUAGAAAUAGAAGUACAAAUAUUAGCUGCCUUUAAUAUAAAACUGUUUUGAAAACAUAAAAUGCCUUAAUAACAAUUAAUGGUUAUCUUGAAAAGGGACUAAAAUGAUUGUGUAAAAAGAUUGUGAAUUAGUAAAGCUUGUAAGUUAAUUUUUCUUUCUUUCUUUUUAUUUCUUUUCUUUUCUGUAGUUGUGAAGAACUUUCUUUGUGCGUGCGUGUGUG
Cimex lectularius (bed bug) is the source of this 3669-nucleotide messenger RNA. RefSeq names its product protein AF-9 (gene ear). The record is from RefSeq and is a predicted model, not a curated record. Bases 291 to 2330 code for a protein of 679 amino acids. The transcript is spliced from 6 exons. Gene Ontology annotation, cellular component: super elongation complex. Gene Ontology annotation, biological process: regulation of DNA-templated transcription. NCBI's taxonomy places the organism in Eukaryota, Metazoa, Arthropoda, Insecta, Hemiptera, Cimicidae.